UAGCAUUGCAGAGAAAUCCACACCUUGCUGUGAUUUCUUUGCAGAAUUUGUUGCAUAAUAGCCAAGCUACUUCGCUCGUUCUCUAUCCGAAUUGCAUUGAGCAUGGCCAAUGUUUGCUGUGCGCUGUUAUGCUGAGCAGCAGUCAUGGCUGCAAGGUAAUCGGCAGAUGAUGGAGGAUAACCCGGUGCAGCUCCGGGCAUGUAAUUGUGCACUCUAGACUGCGGUUCAGAAGAUGCAGGCUGCUGCUGCUGUUGUUGUCCCGGGAUACCUUGAAAUGCAGAAUUAGAACCUGGAACUUGGGGAUGCUGUUGCGGCGGCAGGUUGAGGGUAUCUCUGCUGAUAAGUGAAGUUGGUAUUCUGAGCCGCAGGAGUGUAGUGUGAUUUAGGUGGAGACCUAGAGGAAUAAUUGAGAUCUGCUCGUUGUUGUGCUGGAGGAACAGGUUGAGGAGCAGCAGGAGAGAACUUGGCAGUCGAUGCUGGUUGCUGUUCGGGUUCGGCGAAAGUAACCUUCAGAAUCGACUUUGGUGCAGCAACUGGAGCAGAAGGUGUGAACUUCAGGCUGGUUCCCUGUUGUGCUGCUGGUGCAGGAGCCAGAGCAGCUGCAGAAUUGAAUUUCAGACCAGUCUGUUGCUGUUGUGGCUGGGCAGGUGGUGGUGACGGUGGUGAGACUGGUCUCGGUGACGGGGGUGGAGCUCGAGAAGUCUUCAGUCCAGCCGUGUACAAAGGUGGUGGCGGAGCCUUAAUCUCAACAGCUGACCUGCUGGUUAUUUCGGAGAAGGUGACAGACCAGGAGCAACAGAGCCUAUUCCGUUGGCACUUCUAGGCACAUACUGUACCCUCGAGAGCCCACUCCUACUCCUCCACUAGAUUCAAGGUUGGUCGUCGAAUUGGCUCCUGGAGCAGGGACCGGGUCGCUUUUCGCAGUGCUCUCAGCAGCAACUUGAGCAGCGGCAGCAGCAGCAGCGACUGCAACUGCAACUGCUGCAGCAGGAGGACGUGGAGGAGAUUCGGUGACAGUGGCUGUCUUAGCAGCAGAUGUCUUGUUUGCAGCUUGAGCCGCUGACUUCUGGGCCAUGACGGCGAAUUUGUUGGGGCCGGGUCCUUUGUCAGCCUGGCGAGGAGGUUCGAUCCUCAAGAAGAAACGCUGCUUAUCCUCCUGCUCACGGUAGUAGCAAAUGAGGCAAAGGGUCUUGUUCGGAUCCCUUCGACGUUUGAAAGCCGGGCCUUUGAUGGGAGUGGCACCGCAGUGAACGCAGCAGAUGAUGUUCUGGUGGUACACAGCGCUGGCAUCAGGCUUCUCCCUGGAACAGAAGUCCCCGGAUCGGAUCGAGUCGCUCUGCAGCUUGUCAUCGUGGCAGAAAGCGCACAGAUCGUAGUCGGGAUUCUUGAUGGAGGUGAAGGUGGGACCGCAAAUCGGAGACACGAGGCACUCAUCGCAGCGAUUGUCAAAGUGGUAAUCUUGGUCGUAUUUCUUGCAGACCGAGUUAAUGAAGAGCUCUUCGUAGACUUCGUAAUCUGACUCCGGCUGCGCUCUCCUGUUGGACGGAUUGGUAGCUCUGGAGAAGCAAGCUCCACACAGGUCACAGUCCUCUUGAGUUUUGUGGCGGUAGCGCUUGCCUUUGAUGGGAGCUAUGCCACAGUCGGCGCACUCGAUGAAGCGCACCUGGUAAGGCCCCGUCGACUUGCCCCUCUCGAUCUUCAUGUACUUGAUCUUCGGUUCCGGAAUCUCUCGACGGGAACAUGCUCAACAUACGAGACUUGUGAACAGACGAGACGCAGGAGGGAGGACGCCAUUGCACAGAACUGCCUCCUCGAUAGAACCCCCGAAAGACUUGACGCUUCUGGUAAAGGACGAUCAGACGGACAAGGCGCUCACCUUCGGGUGGAGAGAUCUGGGCUACAUCAAGUUCAUCGUCGACGUCACGAAGGUUUCCGUGAGAAAUGGCUUCAGCAAGGCGACGUUCGAGGGAGCCUUGGCCAGCCACAUCGCGUGCUACAAUCCGCGCGGUGAAGGAAUGGUCGGUUUCUUCAGGAACUCGUUUGCUAAAUGAAGCUCCGUGUGAAACUUUCAGAUACAAAUCGAGAAAUAAUUUUGUCUCCAUGCACCAAGUGAAGAUGGCAGAGGGGGAAAUACUGUAGAGGAUAUACAUUGGAUCAGGUGUGAUACUUGGAGCAUCCAAAGAUCCUACUAUGAGGACAUAUCUUUGCAGAGUCUCCUGUAAUGUAUGUGUCUUUUAAGCAAGUGAUCAAAAGUGAUCAUUUGCACUAUGCAUCA
Messenger RNA from Marchantia polymorpha subsp. ruderalis, 2275 nucleotides. The record is from the annotation of a GenBank genome assembly. Lineage: Eukaryota; Viridiplantae; Streptophyta; Marchantiopsida; Marchantiales; Marchantiaceae.